AUGUCAACUGGAAACGGUCCUGGUACUCGCAGCGACUACUCGAUGCAGCUUCAUAACUUCUUCCAGAAAGAGGAGAAUCGCGGCGACGGAUCGCGUCUCGCCUUCUCUGAGGCGGGAAUGGGUCCCGCCCAUAAGCCAUCCUGGACUAUCAAAGUACAUAUUGACGGCCAAGUAUUGGGGUGUGCAUCUGACGUGCGCAAGCAAGUCGCUAAGAAUUGGGCAGCACGGGAAGCUAUGGCCAAGGCUGGGAUUCCGUUCUUGGACGAAUGA
Molecule: messenger RNA, 270 nt
Organism: Dacryopinax primogenitus
Lineage: Eukaryota; Fungi; Basidiomycota; Dacrymycetes; Dacrymycetales; Dacrymycetaceae
Exons: 3
Coding region: 1-270 (89 amino acids)
Source: RefSeq, a predicted model, not a curated record